AUGCGUUUCUCUACUAUCCUCAGCCUCUCCGGUGGAAUUGUUGCUUCUGCUGUCGCUCAUCCCGACAAAAGCAACGGCCUCUAUUCAACUGAAUCGACCACCCCGAACGUCGAACGUGCGGCGCAAUCCGAUCUCGAUCCUUCUGUCUGGAAGAACCUUCUCAGUGCGCCUCAACCCAAGCGUAGCAACCUCGACUCCUCUCGCAACCGCCCAGUGAAGCGUCAGUCGGGAUGGACCCCUCCUUCGGAUCUGAAAGCUCCCCUUCAAGAGGUCUGGGAUCAUUAUGUGAAGACCUAUGAUGGCGGGCUAGACGCCAACGUCAACACUGGAUUCCAUCAGAUCAUGGCCAACAAGGGAUACCUUAACAUCUGUGUUCGAUGGGACUCAAGUGCCACUCUCACCGAGGCACAGCGAACCAAGAUCGCCAAAGUCUAUGACCAGCAGUACCAGAAAUGGUUCAAAUGGCUCUACGGCUACAACGGCUUUCCAUACAGCAACGUCAAGGUCAACAUCGUCGGAUACGCCGUCAAGAACAAGAGCCAGCUCCAAGGUUCAACCACUGGCUACGAUGUCUACACUGAACUUGACGCUGAUGGUAUCCCCAUGUGCCCCGUCGCCUGUGCUCGUGAUGCUCACCUAGAUGGUGACUACAGCGGAUGCAAGGCUGGAGCUGACCGCCACUACGACCAUUCUCUCUGGUUGACUGAUGGACUUGAGGGUGGAUUUGGCCAUAACUGGGGACAGCAGGUUGGCCGCGAGUAUUUCAUGAACAAUCUCGACUCUGACAACAUUCAUAUUCUCCUGCACGAAAUGGGACACACCUUUGCUUUGGAUGAUUUCUAUGAUUGGACACCCACCGGCAUCACCAAGUUCAUUAUGCUUGCCGGCGCCUCGAUGGAAAUCACCGACUUUGACGGCUGGAUGCUACGAAACUGGUGGUACUACCUUUCUCAGAAGAACAAAUGGAGUUCCACCAAGGCUAGCGCCUCUGCUGCAUCUUCUACCGCCAUUACGCCCGCAAAGGCCGCUGACAAGGUCGUCACAACCACCAAAGCUGCUACCAAGGCCACGACUACUAAGGCCACGGCUACCAAGGCCGCGGCUACGAGCGUUCCUGUUGUUUCCACUGGCGGUAACGCAGGUAAAACUGUUGCUGCGUGGGGUCAGUGCGGUGGUGGCAACUGGGCUGGUGCUACCAAGUGUGCUGCUGGACUCAAGUGCACCAAGAACAACGAUUUCUACUCCCAGUGUGUUCCCAACUAG
Messenger RNA from Fusarium sp. VM40, 1263 nucleotides. The record is from the annotation of a GenBank genome assembly. NCBI's taxonomy places the organism in Eukaryota, Fungi, Ascomycota, Sordariomycetes, Hypocreales, Nectriaceae.